AGAGGGGCUCAGUGCAAGGACAACUUGAUAGAAUUGCUUUAUAGUAGGCGGCGUACUAUGCGUUUUGCCAGCUAUAAGUUUAGAACCAAUCAACGGCACAAGCGCUUCACGGCGUUAGCGCCUCCUACCUGAAAAAUAAUCGUCGUCGGAGCACGAAUGCCCUCCUGCGCCGCUCAGACAAAACACGGAACGGUCCGCAUAAUUCGCUCAGCACCAGCCGGCGCCCUAGAAAGCGACGGGAGCGAUGCCUCUCUGGAUGAAAAAGGGGGGUAUCCGUAUGUCAAAAUCGCACUCGCCCACACAAAAUGUCAAAUAUAGCACGGACUAGAUCCUCUACACUGCCGUACGCAACGAGCUUGACAGUGAAGGCAUCCACUGAAGCCAGCUAACUGGAACAAUGCACGGGUGUACGAUUUUCCCACCGUUUCUUUGAAAGCUAAUUUAACAGGGCAUACCUUCGAUUCGCGCUCGCUUAUGUUAUGGCGGAGCAAAAACUUCACAGAAGCUUCAUUUCUCGGCAUCUGGAUGAUACGGAGGAACAAAGAACGUCGGUGAGGAAGAGGAAUUUGCUUGUUUUGGUUCUUCACUACCUCGAGCAGCAAGGCUUAGUGAAAACAGCAGAAAGCCUCAGAGCAGAAUCUACGAUGAAGCUGGAGCAAUACACUUUAUGUGACAACAUAGACCUUGAGUUGAUACUUCAGGAAUUCGAGACGUUUCAGUUUGUAAAGUUUCGGAAACAGCCGCACAUCACAAAAAAGACGGAAAGUGAUGUACAAGGAACCCAGACGAACCAAACGAAAACUACAAAAACUCGAGUUGCUCAAACACAAGGAAGCCAGCAGUCCAGAAGCAGCAGUUUCAGUGGAAGUUUUCGGUUCAAAGCCUUGCAUCGCUUGGAAAGUGGGGAUGAGAAGUUGAAGUCUGAUUCAAUAUCACUCAAAGGGAAGCUCAUGGCUGAUGGUUCUUUUUGUGCGGAAAACGUCAGUAUUGACCGCCGGCUUGGAAUACAGAUCUCGAGCCCCACCGCACCACAGCUGAGGCUUCCACACAUGACCAGUGCUGCUCUUGGCAGCGAUUGGCUUAAUCUCGUCGACAUCAUAUCAAAGGAUAUUUACAUGGAAAGUCCCAACGUCUUCUGGAAGGACAUAGUCGGCCUGGACUCAGCAAAGAGGCUGAUUAAAGAAGCUCUUGUGUACCCCAUGAAGUACCCAGACAUUUUCUCUGGGAUUAUUGGGCCUUGGAAGGGCCUCUUGCUCUUUGGCCCGCCAGGCACAGGAAAGACCAUGCUGGCGAAGGCAGUGGCUACCGAAUGCAAAACCACCUUCUUCAAUAUCACAGCCUCUACAUUGAUCAGCAAGUGGCGCGGAGAAUCUGAGAAGCUAGUACGGGUACUGUUUGAGAUGGCACGGCAGAAUUCCCCGUCCACCAUAUUCCUGGAUGAGCUGGAUGCAUUAGUUGGUUCCAGGGGUCAAGGGAUUGUCAGUAGCGAACAUGAAGCAAGUAGACGCAUGAAAAGCGAACUCCUGAUCCAGAUGGACGGAUUAGUCCAUUCCAAGGACCUUGUCUUUGUGCUGGCAGCUUCCAAUGCUCCAUGGGACCUAGACCUGGCCGUCUUGCGGCGUCUGGAGAAACGCAUUCUAGUACCCCUGCCUGGCAAAGAUGCACGCGGGGCUCUGUUCCACAGGUUUCUUGCUGGGCCCCAUGGGGAGAAAUGGCCAGAGAAUGCUCCAGAUAUUGACUACGAUUGCAUCAGCGAGGCAGCAGAAGGUUAUUCCGGAUCGGACAUUCGUGUGGCCUGUAAGGAGGCACUGAUGAGCCGCUUUCGACGGGCCCUCGAAGAAGCUGAAAGGUCCGACGUCUCAGCAACUGCUGCCCUGUCGACAACUGGAGAGGCUUCCAGCUGCCCCAUUGCCCUGGAACCCGUAACCACUUCCGACGUCUUAGAAGCAGUAGCACAGACACGCCCCACCAGCCACAGCAUGGCCGCCCAGUACGAGGCCUGGCACAGGAACUUUGGAUCAGCACUCUCGUGAGCCUCAUCGGGUUGUGACCAUUCACAGUGUAGAGAUGUAUAGUAUAAGUGCUCUAAAAUACUGGGAUCAAGAAAUACGGUGUCAAGCAAUAGGGCAAGCAUUGGACUCAGUGGCAAUACAUCUCUGUCCCUCCAGUUUCAGCAGACCAGAGGAAGUUUAUAAAUAUGACAAAAGGAUUUCAUAUUUCAAUGCUAGCUAUAUCCCCUUCAUUUCAGAUGUAUAGUAUGUUCCCCAUAAAACGUGUGAUCGCUAAGCACAGGAAAAGCAAUCCAAAGACGGUGACCUGAUAAGAAUCUGCUGACGAAUGACCCCACAGACAUACCUAGCUAGCUGUUCCCUGCAUUCCUGACUUUACCGUUUAUUAGUAGUGUUUUUCAAAUAGGCGUAUAUUUGUGUCUGGUUAAAUUUGUAUUCAUCCACCAGUUCAAGGCAUGCAGAUGUGGGGACCGCAAAGAAAUUCGUAUUAAAGUGGCAGUCUGGAUAAAAACCAAAUUUAAAGAAACGCUAUUACAUGCUCUCUUAAGAUGCUUAGAGUGACUCGCAAAAUAUUUCGAGUAACUCCGCAGCUAAUAAUUUUUAACUGAAUUUUAUAGCAAGAGCUUUUUUGGCCGUAACGUCGCUGUCAGUAGUUCCCCCAUUUCUGUUGUGCCAAGCAAUCAAGCCACAAAACUUGCCGAUUAUGUUUUUCCACAUCUCAAAACAGCCCUUAAUCAUCCCAAUCUCCAGCGUACACCCUCGUGACAUCCUCCAAAGGUGUGGUAGCUUAUGCUCACAUGGGAUGUGGGCAUGUGGUUUGUUUUCCUCGAAAGAUGAAAGUCACUGAAAAGGUUAGCCAGCUGUAGGACUCGAACCCACAUCUUCUGGAUUGCCAGUCCAGGGCUCUACCAAUUGAGCUAAGCUAACACGCCUUCUCAGCGACUUCCACUCUCCACCACUCUCUCUCACUCAUCCUCCUUUCACUCUUACAUUUUUGCUCACUCAUACACACAUUCAUAUGACGGGAUCGACGCAGGCGGCAACUCUUGAACAUGAAAGAACUGAUGUUCUGAGGCUGGAACAACGUAGAAGGGACAAAUACAUACAAAGCCUCAAUUUGCCUAAGAAAUUCAACGAUGAAAGAUGAAAGUCACUGAAAAGGUUAGCUAGCUGUAGGACUCGAACCCACAUCUUCUGGAUUGCCGGUUCCUUGUUUAUGAUGAAAGCUACAAUGCUGUGCUGGACAAAAUUUUGCAUUUCACGUCUAAACUUAACUUAGUCCGCCAAUCGACAGCUCUGGCGAGUCAUUUCAAAGGGGCGAUCGCAUCCGUUCCAGUCGAUUUCGAAACUAUGCUGACAUUUUGUCCCUCGUUGACUGCUCACCACCACGGUAUUGAAAAUCCCACUCAAAAUAGUGGCUCAGUUUGACUAUUAUUGAAUUAAUUACGUGACAGGAGCAGACGCCAGAUGUUGAGAGUAUGCAGGAAUUCACCCUCUGGAAAAAGGUGAAAACAUCAUUCCCCACACCACCAAUCAGAGGCACAGGCUUGAAAAAAGGGAUGCUGCGGCAGUGCCUCUCCUCUGAGCGAGGCCCUCCCCCUCCUCCUGUCUCCUCCUGUCAGGGAGUGACGCCAUGCUGACCUCGUUACUGCAUCGUUGCGGAUGCAGCGACGACCUUUACAAAAUUUCAUUCCACAUCUAAGCACUUUUUGGACAAAAAAAUUAGCCAAGUAGAUUGUCGGCCAAUGCUGAACAUAAUGGUUCCAAUUUCAUAGACGGGUUUCUGCAUGCGACUGUUUCUUUAAGGUAAAUGACUUGUUACAGCGAUUCUACCGUACUAAAGAACCAGCACUUAUUUGGCAUUUAUUAUCACUACUGUUCUUUGCUGGGAUCAAGCACCAUGGACAGGAAUUUGCCACAGCAUAAUACGAAACGCAAAUGGCAUUUACUUGUACCGUGCUGGAUAAGUAUUUGAUGAUGCAGCCCGCAAUUUCGAUAGCAAUACCGCACGUAGGAGCAAUGGGAAACAAACAUUUCUGAGGCGAGAAUGACCUAAAGCACAUGGUUAUAUAUAUAUAUACAGGGUGGUCCACCAACCAUGAUAGAAAUUCAUAGUAAAAAACGUAGGCACC
This is a messenger RNA of Ornithodoros turicata, 4141 nucleotides long. Its product is annotated as katanin p60 ATPase-containing subunit A-like 2. Gene Ontology annotation, molecular function: ATP binding; ATP hydrolysis activity; protein binding. The record is from RefSeq and is a predicted model, not a curated record. The transcript is spliced from 16 exons. NCBI's taxonomy places the organism in Eukaryota, Metazoa, Arthropoda, Arachnida, Ixodida, Argasidae. Bases 480 to 2033 code for a protein of 517 amino acids.